CUGCAAGUGUUUAUGAUUCCAGGGCAUAUGCUCUGCCUUGCCCUCAUACGUGUGAUGGAGAUUUCUGCGCGGGACAGCGUGCAAGUGUUUGUGAUUCCAGGGCAUAUGCUCUGCCUUGCCCCAUAACGCCUCUCCAAUUAGAACGCCGACGACGGUUCGCACACGCAACCAACGCAGCUCCGAUCGCGUCGCGCUAUCGACCGUUGAAGUUAGGGAUUCCGUCCUCGUCCCCUCGCAUGUGAUGGACGAUGGACUCUCUGCAACACAGAGUGGAGACAUGGAUCAGAGACCAAAGGACGAGGAUCUCAAACCUAAACGUGACCUGGCCCCCUCAAUGGCGGGUGCCGGUGAGCUGGCCCUGGACUAACGGCAGGGAACAGAGGAAGCGAAUCAACCAGGAGUACGAGCGGAAGAAGAAGCAGCUUCAGAAUCUCUGCGGCGCUGUCAAGGCCGAAUCCCUCUCUGAUUUGCAAGACAUUCUCUGCUGCAUGGUGCUCUCCGAGUGCGUUUACAAGAGACCUGCUGCUGAGAUGGUUAGAGCAGUUAACAAAUUUAAGGCAGACUUUGGAGGACAAGUUAUUUAUUUAGAGCGGGUGCAGCCUUCUUCAGACCACGUUCCUCACAGGUAUCUGUUAGCAGAAGCGGGGGACACAUUAUUUGCUUCCUUCAUUGGGACUAAGCAGUACAAGGAUGUCAUGGCUGACGCAAACAUAUUUCAAGGUGCCAUAUUUCAUGAGGAUGCUGCAGAAGAUCUUUACGGUAUUGCGACUACUGAAUCUGUCACUGUUGACAGUCAAAAGAUAAGAGUCGAGAAUGUUUCAAAGUCCCUUGAAGCAAAGCCAAGGCAACCAAAAUCCAGCCCGAAACCUGCUGUUCAUCGGGGAUUUAUGGCUCGUGCUAAAGGUAUACCUGCAUUGGAGUUGUACAGGCUUGCUCAAAAAAAGAAACGGAAACUUGUGUUAUGUGGCCAUUCACUUGGUGGAGCAGUGGCGGCCUUGGCUACCCUUGCCAUUUUGAGGGUUAUUGCUGCUUCCUCGCCAUCAAAAGACUAUGGUAAAGUUCAAGUCAAGUGUAUCACAUUCUCUCAGCCUCCAGUUGGGAAUGCUGCUUUAAGAGAUUAUGUUAACAGAAAAGGUUGGCAGCAUUACUUUAAGACUUACUGUAUUCCCGAAGAUCUGGUUCCUCGAAUCCUCUCUCCUGCUUAUUUUCAUCAUUAUAAUGCACAGACCCCACCUAUCCCGGGUGAUGCCGGAGAUAGUGAUUUGUUGAUGUCAAAUGAAGGAUUGAGGAAACAAAAGGCCGAAAAACUAAAACAGAAUGAAGGGGAACAGCUGGUUCUAGGUUUAGGCCCUGUCCAGACUUCCUUCUGGAGACUUUCUAGGCUUGUCCCUUUAGAGGGUGUCAGAAGACAAUUCAAUAAAUACAAAUGGAAACAAGGUGACCCUGUUGAGGAAUCUUCUGUUGCUAAUUCUGCCCCAACAUCUUCACUCCAUGAUGUGGUAGCUGCACCACAGUCUCUUGAAAUUCAGGAAGGUUCUGAUGGAAUUUCUCUCGAACCAUUAGCUGAGAAAGAAAGAGGCUCCCAAGAUGAAGCAAAAGAUAGGAAGCCAUCUGGAAACAUCAAUGCCACUUUCAGUGAUAAUACUAAGGCGUGGCGUAGAGUGCCAAAUUUACCUUCUUACGUACCCUUUGGCCAGCUCUAUCUUUUGGGAAAUUCCUCAGUGGAGUCGCUAUCGGGUGCCGAGUAUUCAAAACUGACGUCGGUCAGAUCUGUGAUUACUGAAGUAAGGGAACGUUUUCAGUCACACUCAAUGAAGUCAUACAGGUCUAGAUUUCAAAGAAUCUAUGAAAUGUGCACGACAGACGAGACUUCAACCUUCCUGGGAGGGGAGCAACUGCAGCAAUUUCCUCAUUUGCAAAAGUGGCUAGGUGCUUCAGUGGCUGGUACUGUUGAGCUUGGGCCCAUAGUAGAGUCUCCAGCUAUUCGUGCAGCCACUUCCAUUGUUCCUCUUGGAUGGAGUGGUAUUCCGGGUGAGAAGAAUGGGGAAACUCUGAAAGUAGAUAUUACUGGCUUUGGAUUACAUCUUUGUACGCUGGUUCAAGCUCGUGUUAAUGGUAACUGGUGCUCAACUACAGUGGAGUCAUUUCCUUCAUCACCAACAUUGUCUUCGGAUGGUGGAGUAGAGCAAGAUAUACAAAAGAUCCGCGUUUCAGUUGGACCUCCGCUAAAACGGCCACCUCAAAAUUGGAUGGUGGCAGAUUCGUUUCUGCCUCAUUUUUCUUCUAUUGAUUCAAACUCUGUUGAUCUGAAAAUGGAACAGGAUGUUUGCACAUUUCAUCGUGGAAAAUUGCUCGCUCCUGAAGGGUUGAGUAAUUUUGUCAUCUUUUGUACUAGUGAUUUCUCUACCGUCUCGAAGGAGGUUCUUGUUCGAACCCGCAGGGUGCAAUUGGUUGGCCUAGAGGGUGCUGGCAAAACUUCUCUUCUCAAGGCAAUCUUGGGUCAAGGAGGACUUACUGCUACUAAUAUUGAAAAUUUGGAAAUGCAUGUUGAUAUUCAAGAAGGGAUCGGUGGCGGUUUGCUCUACUCAGAUUCAACAGGAGUAAAUUUGCAGGACCUUCAUAUGGAAGCAUCUCGUUUCAGGGAUGAACUUUGGAAGGGAAUCCACGAUCUUAGUAGAAAAACAGACUUGAUUGUUCUUGUGCAUAACCUGUCCCACAGCAUACCUCGAUGCAGUCUCUCAAAUGCAUCACAGCAGCAGCCAGCCCUCUCACUUCUGCUGGACGAAGCAAAGGUCCUUGGGAUCCCUUGGGUACUCGCCAUAACAAAUAAAUUCUCAGUUAGUGCACACCAGCAAAAAGCAGCAAUAAAUAAUGUUCUUCAGGCAUAUCAAGCAUCUCCAAGCACAACUGAAGUCAUCAAUUCUUGUCCGUAUGUUAUGCCCAGUGCUGCAAGUGCUCCUCUGUCUCAGGGAGUGGAAGAUGCAAAUUCCGAUGAGAGGAUGGGUCCUCAAAAGUUUAUUUUUGCUCCUUUAAAUCUUGUACGGAGGCCUUUCCAGAAGAAAACAAUCGUUUUCCCUGUAGAGGGUGUAAAUGCUCUGUGUCAGCUUGUCCAUCGUGUGCUUCAGAGCCAUGAGGAGGCUGCUAUGCAGGAGCUUGCAAGAGAAAAACUUCUGUUGGAAUUGACUCGAGAGCAUGCCAUGGCUGUAACUCGAGAUUCCCAGGCCAAGGAAACUUCUUUAUCUGCUGCAGCUAUGGGCGCUUCCGUUGGAGCGGGUCUUGGUGUUCUAUUAGCCGUUGUCUUGGGUGCAGCAUCUGCCCUACGGAAACCAUGAUAUCCUCAACAGUUUUGGUCCAGGGCGGUGUCAACUACAAAUCUUCCAGAUGUAUAAUUAGUCAGCUAAAAGGUGCUACAGCCUUCCUGUUAGUGUAUCUAUUAGUUUUCUAAUGUUAUGAGAUUUGAUAAUUUUUUAUCAGCAGCAAAUAACCUGCCAUUUAUUUAUUUUUGUUAAUAGUUAUUAAUCAAAGGCAAAGAAAACAUUGGUGUUUUACGGUUUUCGUAAUGCCUAUUUUGAUGUUUAUUCAUCUUUUCUGGUU
Rhododendron vialii is the source of this 3594-nucleotide messenger RNA. RefSeq lists its product as uncharacterized. The record is from RefSeq and is a predicted model, not a curated record. The coding region runs from base 249 to 3332 and encodes 1027 amino acids. Lineage: Eukaryota; Viridiplantae; Streptophyta; Magnoliopsida; Ericales; Ericaceae. Gene Ontology annotation, biological process: lipid metabolic process. The transcript is spliced from 14 exons.